Messenger RNA from Phlebotomus argentipes, 1899 nucleotides. RefSeq names its product autophagy-related protein 2 homolog B-like. NCBI's taxonomy places the organism in Eukaryota, Metazoa, Arthropoda, Insecta, Diptera, Psychodidae. The transcript has 4 exons. Gene Ontology annotation, biological process: reticulophagy; autophagosome assembly; autophagy of mitochondrion. Gene Ontology annotation, molecular function: phosphatidylinositol-3-phosphate binding. The record is from RefSeq and is a predicted model, not a curated record. The coding region runs from base 724 to 1899 and encodes 391 amino acids. Gene Ontology annotation, cellular component: phagophore assembly site; extrinsic component of membrane.
UUGCCUCUAUUGUGAAUUUGUGUGAGGCGCGAGGGAUGAAAGAAUGGAUGAAAGCCCCUUUGUUUGUUUUUAAAUUCCGAUCAGCUGGUCUCUCCACAGCUGAUUGGCUGAAAAUUGGCCACCAGGUGGCAUGAGCGGCGGCAAGUUGUGGGAAAUCAUCCAGCCAUCCAACUGCCCAUAAAUUACACUGCAACUAUUUUGUCACUACACGUCGUUUAGUGCGCACUUCCUAGAGGGAAUUAUUGCCAUUUUGCCUUCCAUAACUGUCUGUGAAUUCAUGUGGUGCUAGAUAGUUUGGAGUUUGUGGGGUGUUUUCGGUGGAUUAUCGUGUAAUUCGCGCACUUUGGCCGCGGAGUUGCUGUAUUGAGGCGCGAGCACGCAUGAGGAGAGAAGGCCAGAACAGUGAGGCGUUGGUCAGCCGGGUAGUUUUUGACAAAACAAAGGAAGAGUGCAGAAAAGUGUGUUGAGACAGAGCAAAAUGUUGGGCGGAAAAUACCCGUGAAAAGUUCAUCUGGCUGCCCAAAUUGAUGUGUAGGCGCUCGCGGGAGUUACGCAAUAGCAUUUGGCGGUGUGAAACCUUGUGGCCCGUGCGUGCAUAUGCGGGAAAAGUGCGUCUGACUGUGGCGUGUCACGGAGUGAGAGACUGCGGAAGACAGAGGGCGCACAGCAGAGGCUGAUCGGGGGGCCACAGCACAGACACGAGCGGGGCAACCAGCACACGCGAUGCCCUGGUACGCGCUCUGGUCGGACGUGAUCAAGAAGAAGGUGUGCAGGUAUCUGCUGCAGCGCUAUCUGGGGCAGUUCCUGCAGGAGAAGCUCUCCCUGGAGCAGCUCAAUGUGGACCUGUACAACGGCAAGGGCACCGUCUACGACGUCGCGCUCUACUCCGAGGCCCUCAAUGAGCUGUGCCAAAGUCAAGGAUGGGCCCUGGAAGUGAUCGAGGGCUACUUGGGCUCCGUCACGGUGAAUAUACCGUGGAAUGCCCUCAUGACGGAGGACAGUUUCAUCGAAGUGUCUGGCCUGUAUUUGGCGCUGAAGCCAAAGCCAACGACCAAGGAAGGCCAAUCGGUGCUGGAGUCCAUGUGGUCCUCCAUGAGCAGCUCGAUGCAAUUGGCGCAGGAUUGCAUGGAUCGCGAGGGUGAGAAUCUGGCACAGAAUGUCCAGAUGAGCGCAAUGGAGGGCAUUGAGAGAUUUGCACAGAUCAUCGAUAAUGUUCUCAAUAGGAUAAAGGCCAAAUUUGUCGACACGGUGGUUCGACUGGAGUAUGUGUUGCCGAAUCAACAGAGAGGAAUUGCAAUUGUGGUGAAGAUCAAGAAGAUUGAGUAUCAGAAUGAAGUGGGUGGCGAUACGCAGGAGAGUGGAGACAAUGCCAACUCUGCCGGCGCUCCUGAGAGUGACGGAUCACCCUCGGCGUCACGCAAAAAGUCUUACUUCAUCUCCACACAUGCUAUUCAUCACAUUGUGUUCGAGGACAUUUCGUUCUACACGGAGGAGUUCAUCUUGGUGGAUGACAGUCGCAAAGGCCAGAGUCGAGCGUCGAGUGAACCACUGAGUGACAUCAAUGAGCAGUUCCAUAGCACAAUCUCCAGCAUGUCGUCCACAAUGCAGGACAGCCGAGAGACAUUCCUGAGUGAGGAUCGCGAGGAGGCGACUGGCGAUGACGAGGAUGAUGUUGGGACGAAGAUUGUGACGAGCGGACAGAUCCUGAUGGGGCGUCUGCGGACGCGCCAGGAGGUGCGGAUUCGCAUGAAGCAGUCUGAGAAUGUUCCUGGACCAAAGGUUGAGAUGGAUCUCAGUCUCGGCGCCAUGGAGGUGUUUUUGUCGCCACGUCAAGUGCAUCUGUUGCUAUGUCUCAGCGAGAGAUUCACCGGAGAGGCGGCGGCCAGUGCAGACGCCUAG